Messenger RNA from Anopheles coluzzii, 733 nucleotides. RefSeq lists its product as uncharacterized. The record is from RefSeq and is a predicted model, not a curated record. Bases 121 to 624 code for a protein of 167 amino acids. Lineage: Eukaryota; Metazoa; Arthropoda; Insecta; Diptera; Culicidae. The transcript has 4 exons.
UGUUGAAUAACUUACUGUUCGCCCCGUGCAUGUCAACUUUCCCGGAAAUGGCCAUGAGGAAAUCACUUUCAAUCUCACUUCCUAAUCGAACGGUUCGAUAGUCCUUGACGGUGUUACACCAUGGUUUCUGCUCCGACCUGUGUUCGCAAACGUACGCUGGACUUUAGCUGCAAGUAUCGCAACUUAGACAAAUUUUCCACCGAUGUGGAACAUUUCCUGGAAACGUACGAUCAAACAGUGCAACACUCGCUGGCAUACCACCGAAGCUUUCGGCGCCAUCUGAAGCAACUGUACGAAUGCGUGGUGGAGUUGUUACAAAAAUUCCAGCACAUUCAAUCCAGCGGUACCAAAGGGCAGCUGUACAUGGAGAAGUAUUGCUGUGGCGUUUUGUUUGAUGACUGCGAGGAACUUAAAAGGCACUACUUUGAGUUUCAUAACUUUGCCCGACUCAUUCAUCCCAGCAUAGUGGAGCUCCGGUCAGGGCAUGGUAAGCUGCAGUUCUUCCAUCGCCGUGUGCAGGAGUACACAUUCUACGGUACCGAAUUUACUGCCGUUUUGCUGAUGAACUUGAAAAAGAUAGCCAACAACUUGUACGCCACGUUGGAGCGUGGCCCAAAGUGGUAGAAUGGGAUUUGCUUUUGUUCCUGCUCGUGGGUAAAACAACGGCAAAGAACUAGGGUGUCGUUCUUAUUUUUAGUGCAUAGAAUAAAUAAACUCGUGACGUUACAAAGGA